Messenger RNA from Acanthoscelides obtectus, 446 nucleotides. Lineage: Eukaryota; Metazoa; Arthropoda; Insecta; Coleoptera; Chrysomelidae. The record is from the annotation of a GenBank genome assembly.
CAUUAUCAAUGCAAUGUGACCCAUGAUUAUUUGAUUUUGCGUCAUGAUACAAUAUUGUGCUAAAAUAGGUAUCCACAUUGCAAAUCUGUAACACGGAUAAUUUACACAAAAUUUGUACAAUCUGGCAACGUGGCGUAAAGAGCUUUAUGCAGUGUUUAUGCAUUCCCGUAUUACGUCAAUUUACUUGUUGUGCCAGGCUCCUAGUUUUGUUUAUAGGCUUUUUAUAAUUUUCCAAAAUGACGUGGGGCUUUGUUACUUGCGGCCCAAAUGAAGCUCUAGUAGUUUCGGGAUGUUGUCACAGUAAACCUCUACUUAUACCUGGAGGACGAGCUUUUGUUUGGCCAUUCGUACAAAGGAUUCAAAGCAUGACGCUACCCAUCCUGACGAAAUGCUGCAAUGCGCUUCAAUGGUGGAGAGCAUGGAGAAUUAGUCAGGAGUUUCAGUGA